This is a messenger RNA of Mycena citricolor, 4660 nucleotides long. The record is from the annotation of a GenBank genome assembly. NCBI's taxonomy places the organism in Eukaryota, Fungi, Basidiomycota, Agaricomycetes, Agaricales, Mycenaceae.
CACCACUAGAGGUGGAACCUGCAGCAUUAGAAACUGGAGCAGCAGCAGCCGGUACAGGAGCGCUGGUAACGUCUUUCCGUAGCGAUGAGCUCGAGGGCGUCCUCAAGAGAGAAGCGGGAGUGCCGCCACCCAACUUGACUCGCUCUGUACUCUUUCGCAGAGUCGGAGUUCCUGAACGGGAAGCGGGCCUUUCGACUUGAGUACGGGGAGUCGGUUCAGCGCUCUUCUGCGUGAUUUCGUCGAUGAAUGCUAGAACCUCGGCUUCACCACCCUGCGCGCUAGGUUGAGUUGUACCGACGGCAGGGGCCCCGCGAGAGUCGGACGAUGGAGGUGCAAAGUUAUCGAGGUCGUCAAGAAAUGCCAGAGCCUCUUCUUGUUUGGAUUUUGCCUUCGACAUGUUGAAAGUCUUCCUGAGAGUCUGAGCUGAGCCGUGACGAGAUGGUGUGUGUCACGUAUCAGCGCCUGCUUCUCCAAUCUCAAUCUUAUCAAAUAACACAGAGCAACAUGGGGAAAGACACUAAACGGAAACGAGAUGAAUCAGAGGAAGAAGAGGAGGAGGGCUAUGUUGUAGAGGUUAUAACGAAAGCUCGAGUCGUGAAUCCUGGACCUGAUUCACCACACAGACAAGGCAAUUGGGAAUACUACGUGAAGUGGGUGGGCUAUGACGAAGACGAAGAUUCAUGGGAGCCUGCCGAGAAUGUCGCAGCAUGCCAAAGACUUCUUACGAGCUUCUGGAGCAACGUCGGGACAGAUGACAAUGACUAUCCCGUGGGUUAUGAGGUCGAGGCGAAACCGGCGUGGAUCAGUACGUCGACAACUGCUCUAACCGGCUCUCAGAUGCUGACCAAGGCAGGGAAGGAGCGUAAACGGGCAAAAGAUGAAUUAGCGAAAGAGAAGGAGGAAGCUCGGAGACAGCAGGAAAGAGCUGAGCGAAGGAAGGAGGCAAAGAUCGCGGCACUGAAAGCGGCAAAGACAGAGCGCAAGCGAAAUGGAUCCUCCUCACGGAGCGUAUCUGCGGCAUCUGUCUCCAGGCCUCCCACAAAGAGCAAAGCUGCAUCGAAGACAGUGGCGGCACCACCCAAGAAAAAGUCGAAAAUGCAGGAGUCCUCUUCUGAAACGGAGUCGGAGGAGGAAGUACCUUUGUCCCGGUUCCAAAAGUCUCAACCAGAAACUUCGAACAAAGGGAAAGGGAAAGGGAAAGGAAGACAAGAUUCGGACAAGGUGUGGCUGCAGAUCUUGCGGAUCUCUGUCGGACUGCUUCUCACCCUCCAUGUCCUACAGGGCGCGAAAUCCAACGCAAGCACUUCAGCCGCAAAACGGGACGAUACCAGCAAAGCUCCGAGAAUUGCGUCUCCAAUCAACGCUGCGGCAGCGGCAGCGGCCGCAGAACUGUUCCCACCCAGCCCGCCGGGUUCUCCUCAGAUCAGUCUCAGCGUUCAGAUUGCCAAAGCGAAAAGUCCAAUCCCACCACCCCAAACUAUGGCUUCAACCCUCAAACAGGCAGAAAAACCGACAUCAUUGCCUGUUCUCUCUAAGCCAGCAACUGCUCCGACAGCCUCGCGAUUUCCAUCCUCGAGCAAAACUACUGUAAUUCCUGGGGCGACUACCUUGAAGACAUCGAGGCCCCCCCUCCCCUCUCGGGCCACGGCUUCGUCGAAUCCACCCGCUGUACCGUCUCCAAUACCGCAAGUCGGGAUCAGCACCAAGAUGAGACUUGGUCAAGCUGCUCUGGCUCUGGAGAAGGCCAAUUCUACCGACAUUCCCCGUCGGAUUGCCCCGAAUCUCUCCCACAUGAAGAUCAAAAAAUAUCCAAAGAUAUCUGACGCUGCAAGUAGCAGUAACAUGCCUGCUGCAAGCAGCAGCUCAUCAGCACCAGCAAGGCUUGCACUGCCCAAGCGGCCCAAGCCUGCUCCGGACCCGAUUUUCGAUGAUGCAGACGAUAUGGGGAUGCAAGUUGAUCCGUUGCCCGAUGUACCAACGUCCGCUACGCUGGAUGCUGUUCCACAACAGGAGAUAGAAUCGGCCCCAUUAGUUUCCCGGCGACUAGGCGCUCCCACAACAAACGUGAGGGAUGUAGAAGACUUUCUUAAAAAUAUCACUCUACCGCAACCAAAGCCGCCUCCAGCUGCUCCUACUGCGAUACAGAAGCGAUUCCGUUGGGCCGGAAAGCUCAUUUCUCCGGCUGCAGAGGCUUUAGAAAUCCUACUAGAAGACACGUUUCUACCUCUGGGCCAAGCCAAAGCCCCAACGCUGACUAUCAGUGAUGCAUUGGGAUCAGUUGACCAGCUCGAGCUCUCGGGGUUUUCUGAUGUGGCGGACAUUGCCCAUUACCUCAAAACUUGUCGAACGGAGUUCCAGCUGAGUCGUCUCGACUCACCCUCAGAGUCAGACGGCAUCAAGUUGCGUCACAUUGAAAAGUACUUGAUCAAGAAAAGACAAGGCGCAUUGAUUCCAGUCAAGGAGGGCACUCGGUGCCUACUGUUGAUUCCCACGGCAUUUAGGACGCCGCCGCCGUUUCCCCGACCUCCUCUGGAUAUGCCUGCCAGUCUGUUCAUUGCCAUCUUGAUUCCGGGCACAGGGAUGAUCGGUGCAAACAACUCGCUUUCGAGGAGCCACCGCCCGAGCAAGUACGAUCUCGGAUUACGGAUCCUUGACUUUCCUGCCGGCCUCCAUCAGUGGAUGAAAAAGCCACAUCGCGAUUACGCGAUCUGGCCUCCCUUCGAUCCACAGGCACCAGCGACGUCGGCACCGGAUUAUCACGUUCACCGUCAAACAGAAUAUCUCGUCGAGAUUCUCGAUCAGUGCAAGGCACAGCGAGUAGGGUUCAAAAAGGAAUCUCGAGUCGUUUUUGUCCAUGUCAAGGCACUAGCCACUAUCCGCAAGCUCCCGGGCAUCGCGGAAAAGCGAAGCAAAAGUUGUGGCGUUCAUUUCUAUACCUUUGGAAUGCAUGAGACAGUGCCGCGCUACAACUGGGGUGUGCAUGAAAUAUACCCGCUCGGUCGGUUUCUCUGCCGUGCUUUGAUCCAACAGGAAUUUAAACUUGUUGCAGGCGGAGUAGUGACCUUCACCCCUGGAUCUCUCUGCGAGGAUCCGUGGGGGACUGUGACCCGAAUGCUUCUGAUCGCUAAACAUCCACUAUGGACCUGUUACAUCCUCCCCUCUGUUUUGGGAAUGGCCGCAAAGCUUUGGGAUUCGCAAAGCGAUCCUCUCGCUGCUCUCGAUUCAGGCACCUUUGUCUUCGAGACGCUACUGAAAGCUAUCGGCAAUGGCCACGUGUCCGUAUUCCAGGCUCCGCCUCCGAACGAAGAAGCCAACGACUGGGUUCGAGAGACCUGGCUUGCGCGACCUACUGAGCCCAGAGACUUUCUUGAAUACUGCAUGAAUGUGUUCAGUGCCAAAUACUUGAACGUGACCCAAGACGAACGGCUGGGUUCAAUUGAGACAGAAAUAUCCGACGAUCUCUCUCGAAUACAGAUCCAGCCCAGCAUAAUGCGGCGUUACCGAAGAUUUGUUGUCAUCCAGGCGGAAACAGACGCGCCCAGCGAAGCCAACAAAGAAGGGGCAACUCGAAUGGUUGACCGCUGGCACGUUCUCGAUGAAUGACGACUUUCAAUCUAAAGCCAACUUUCCUCGCCUAGUAUUAUAGUUUUUCCGUACAUGAUUUUCAAAUGUUCGCAAGCAUGUGAUAAAUGCAUAUGAGCUAGUGCGGCCACGCUCGGGCCGAGUCCAGCUUCGACCACAACCACGACGGGUUUAUUCGCGCCUCAUAGAUGGAUACGUCUGCGCUCGAUUCCAUUCUCUCCAACCCCGGUUUCCAGCCGUACCUUGCCAUCAUCAAGGGCGCCCGCAAUGGCUUCGUUUAUGGCGCCAAAGUCCGAUUUCCUCAUGCGCUUGUGAUGGCUAUACUAUUUGGUCGCGGCGACUGGAGAUCCCGUGCCACUCACAUCUUCCGCGCCACGAAACAACAUGCGUUCAAUCUUGCUAAAUUCGUGACGCUCUACAAAGUCUUCAUGCUCGUUCAGAACAAGGCAAACGGUGGGAAACCGCGGAACUCGGAUACAUUCCUGGCUGGCCUCUUGGGUGGAUAUAUCGUGUUCGGAGAAAGGACAGCGGUGAACGAACAGAUCGUCCUCUACGUUGUGUCGCGCGUGAUCACGUCGUUCCUGCCUCGGAUCUCUUCCGCGACCUCUGCUCCUCCCGUGUCCCGAGACUCUGUUCGGCCCGUACCUCCAGAUUCGCGAUACUUCACUGUCCUGGCUGCCCUUGCUUGGGGAAGCAUCAUGUGGCUAUUCGAGGAGCGAGGGCAAACGAUUCAACCUGGUCUCUUCAACUCGAUGACCUACUUGUAUCGGGACAGCGAGCGAUGGAAGAACCUCAAGACUCUUCUCUGGCAUAAUCAAUAAUGCAUUUACGAUACCCUCGCACUAUAGACGUUCUGUUCUAAUCAGAUAAACUGGGACUUAUGUCUGCGGAACCGAUACGUCUGCUGACAUCUCGUUCAACCGUCUGGGCAGUCUCCGACACUUGUAUGCCAGCAGGUCGACGACCGCAGUCAAGGCCUUCUUGCAGAUCUCGCAUUGGUCGAAGGGCUUGACGUCCAGCAGGUUUUCGGCGAUUUCGCCCGCUACAUCGGUAUCUGGAACGUGUCAGAAAGCGAGCG